Acaulospora colombiana is the source of this 1366-nucleotide messenger RNA. Lineage: Eukaryota; Fungi; Glomeromycota; Glomeromycetes; Diversisporales; Acaulosporaceae. The record is from the annotation of a GenBank genome assembly.
GCCGCGUCUUGCUAUUUGUCUCCUACUCAACACCAUCUUCGACUUUUGACCUCCUGAACUUCUCCAUCCCGACUUCCCUGCCGUCCUCCAUUCCCACAAACGGGAACGAAUGUGAGUCAAAGAGAUCACUUUGCACUCGAAAUACCCUAAUUACCAUGAAAGGUCCUUCAAGAAAGCUUCUUCUGAACCUUGUCGAAAUUUUUGCACGCGUAUCCAAAAGAGCAGAGGCGCAGCAGGCCGAAGAAUUUGAACGCGGUCGCCCUUUCAAGAGGAGAAAGAUGGACGUGAUCAUGAUUGACUCGUCCCCAGAGCGAGGUGGAUCGCAUGCGAACCCAAUCGAGGUGGAUUCGUCCCCUCGAGCUCCGCCACAGGAGGAGAAUGACAUCAGAUCUCCGCCUAUACUGGUGGAAUCUUCUCCGGACAUGGCUCCUACGGAACGGCCUCAUCCCUUUAAAGGAAAGGGCCGCGAAGCAAAGCCCAAUGCUCCGCCUAUAGUCGAACAGGAUGCUGGUCCCUCUAGGACGGCAAAGGGAAAGGGGAGGGCGACACAGGUCCCCAUUCCUUCGGUGCUCCCGCGUGAAGCUGGUUCCAGGUCUCGUGGGGAAGCUCCAGAUCAUCCAAACUGGGACAGAAGAAGAUCGCUGCUCAUUAUUCAUCAGCAAUCUACACCCGGGCUACGAGUUCUACCAGCCCGCACUCCGUACAUACAGAGUCAUGGUCGAAUACCUCGUCACGUUCAAAGUGCAUGUCAUGAAGAGGAUCCUGGAGGACGAGGCCUCGACAAGAGACUGGACGAGGCAAUCGCCAAGCUCAAGCAGGUGGAGGUGGCUUAUGCUGCUCUCAACAGUAAACGAGUAUCAGAUGGUCGUCUGAUCAGGACCAUUGUGGGGAAGAAGUCGUACAAUUCGCCGACAGCAAUUGGAAGGGAUCCGCACGAAUACCGCACGAUCAGCAAAUCGGUAGGUCUAAACGUAAAUGUAUGGAUGCCGCUGAUCUCCAUCUCUAAUAGUUACGGACGAACAGCAGAAUCGAUGGCAGCAGCGAAGGCCCAGAAUGAUCGAGUGGCGGCAUGGAAUAUUGCAAAGGCCAAAAACGACCGGAAAAAGGAAGCACAUCUCUACGGGAGUUGGGAGCGGGCCAUUCUCCAAGCGAGACUCCCAAGAACAGCCAAGGAUCUCUCAGAUGGUGUGACCAACAAAUGCUCAGUAUCAGUUGCCGUGGUCCAGUGCAAUGUGUGCAGUCAUUAUGACAUCCGAAUAAAUGGGAAUACCAUGGACAAAUGUGACUGGACAGACGAAUAUCAUCAUCGCAUCAAGGGUCGAAGCUACCUCCCCGACCAAUUCCAAAAACAAAAGAAGCCCAGAAA